CAGUUCUCGCUUAAUUCAAGACUCUACAGGUCGCGCAUGUUGGCAAUCCAAAUAUUAUUUAAUUAAUUGACAUCAUGGCUAGUCUGAAGGCUCUGUUGGCCAUGUUGUUUGUGUUCAUCGGAUGCUGCAGCAAUGUUGUCUUUCUGGAAUUGAUCAUUCAGAUCGAUCCAGGUGCCGGCAAUUUGAUAACCUUUCUGCAGUUUCUGUUUAUUGCGCUAAAUGGACUGAUCUUUACAUCGAAGUUCUUUACGGUCAGUCCGAAGAUCGCUCUGAAGGAUUACGUGCUGCUCGUGGUGCUGUUCUUUGGCGCGAACGUGUGCAAUAAUUAUGCCUUCAACUUCAACAUACCCAUGCCGCUGCACAUGAUCUUCCGCAGCGGUUCGCUGAUGGCCAACAUGAUCAUGGGCAUUAUAUUGCUCAAGAAGCGCUACAAUCUCCGGCAGUACAGCUCCGUCGUGAUGAUCACGGCGGGCAUAAUACUGUGCACGCUGGUGUCCAGUGGCGAUGUCAAGGACAAGACGCAUCCGCUGGCCAAGGUGGAGACGUCCUUCUCGGAUCUGUUCUGGUGGAGCGUGGGCAUUGCUCUGCUGGCAAUUGCCCUGCUCGUCACGGCCUAUAUGGGCAUUUACCAGGAGGUCAUCUACAAGCGUUACGGCAAACACCCGAACGAGGCUCUCUUCUAUACGCACAUGCUGCCGCUGCCCGGCUUUCUCAUUAUGGCCGGCAACAUUGUCCAACACUGGAAUAUUGCCAUCGCCUCGGAGCAGGUCGCCAUCCCGUUGCUAAACAAAAUGGGCAUCACUUGGUCCUUUUCGCUGAUGCUCUUCUAUCUGCUGUGCAAUGUGAUCACCCAAUAUAUCUGCAUCAGCGCCGUUUACGUGUUGACCACGGAAUGCGCCUCCCUUAUUGUCACAAUGGUCGUUACGUUGCGCAAAUUCGUGUCUCUGAUCUUCUCCAUUCUCUAUUUUCGCAAUCCGUUCACGAUCAGCCAUUGGAUUGGCACCGUCCUCGUUUUCUUUGGAACAAUCCUGUUCGCCAACGUAUUAAUGCAGUUAAAGGAAGCGUAUCAGGCUCGCAUCCAGCGAAAUCAUGAGAAUACCCCAUUGCUUAAGGUCGCGAAUUAAAUAUAACAGCAAUUAUCUGAUGUAUAAUGUAUUACUAUUGUGAAUUGUAUGUAUAA
Drosophila montana is the source of this 1180-nucleotide messenger RNA. RefSeq names its product UDP-xylose and UDP-N-acetylglucosamine transporter-like. The transcript has a single exon. NCBI's taxonomy places the organism in Eukaryota, Metazoa, Arthropoda, Insecta, Diptera, Drosophilidae. Gene Ontology annotation, biological process: transmembrane transport. Gene Ontology annotation, molecular function: UDP-N-acetylglucosamine transmembrane transporter activity; UDP-xylose transmembrane transporter activity. The coding region runs from base 75 to 1124 and encodes 349 amino acids. The record is from RefSeq and is a predicted model, not a curated record. Gene Ontology annotation, cellular component: endoplasmic reticulum membrane; Golgi membrane.